This is a messenger RNA of Zeugodacus cucurbitae (melon fly), 1758 nucleotides long. It is a transcript of the gene rept, whose product is annotated as ruvB-like helicase 2. The record is from RefSeq and is a predicted model, not a curated record. The transcript is spliced from 2 exons. Gene Ontology annotation, biological process: regulation of transcription by RNA polymerase II; box C/D snoRNP assembly; chromatin remodeling. Gene Ontology annotation, molecular function: DNA helicase activity; ATP hydrolysis activity; ATP binding. Gene Ontology annotation, cellular component: Swr1 complex; Ino80 complex; R2TP complex. Bases 157 to 1587 code for a protein of 476 amino acids. Lineage: Eukaryota; Metazoa; Arthropoda; Insecta; Diptera; Tephritidae.
AAGAGAAAAACACGUUAAACAAAUGAAAAGGCAGGCGGCCGGUAGUAUUUCUUAGCAACGGCAAACAAUUAUAACUUCCAGAAAGUUUCAUCAAUAAACGAUUGUUAAUUGAAAAUAUAUUUUGUGCAAAAGAAAAAAUAAAAUCCAAAACUAAAAAUGGCUGAUGGUGAUAAAAUUGAAGUACGCGAUAUUACGCGCAUCGAACGCAUUGGCGCGCAUUCGCAUAUACGCGGACUUGGUUUGGACGAUGUGCUGGAAGCGCGUGCUGUCUCACAAGGCAUGGUCGGGCAGAAAGAUGCACGUCGUGCGGCCGGUGUGGUGGUACAAAUGGUGCGUGAGGGUAAAAUAGCUGGACGUUGUAUUUUACUAGCUGGCGAACCUAGUACUGGCAAAACAGCAAUUGCCGUGGGUAUGGCACAGGCUUUGGGCACAGAGACACCAUUCACCAGCAUGUCUGGCUCAGAGAUUUACUCGCUGGAGAUGAGCAAAACUGAGGCACUAUCACAGGCGCUGCGCAAAAGUAUCGGUGUGCGCAUUAAGGAGGAAACCGAAAUUAUCGAGGGUGAAGUGGUGGAAAUACAAAUAGAUCGACCAGCAACGGGCACGGGUCAGAAGAUUGGAAAGGUGACUUUAAAAACGACUGAAAUGGAGACAAAUUACGAUUUGGGCAAUAAGAUCAUAGAGUGCUUUAUGAAAGAAAAAAUACAAGCCGGCGAUGUGAUCACAAUCGAUAAAGCGUCCGGUAAAGUAACAAAAUUGGGACGUAGUUUCACACGUGCACGCGAUUAUGAUGCUACCGGCGCACAGACACGUUUCGUACAAUGUCCCGAAGGUGAACUACAGAAGCGCAAGGAAGUUGUACACACUGUCACACUGCAUGAAAUCGAUGUUAUCAACAGUCGCACACACGGUUUUCUCGCGCUCUUCUCCGGCGACACAGGUGAAAUUAAGCAAGAAAUACGCGAUCAAAUCAACAAUAAAGUGCUAGAGUGGCGUGAAGAGGGUAAAGCAGAAAUCAAUCCGGGCGUACUUUUCAUUGACGAAGUACAUAUGCUAGAUAUUGAAUGUUUCUCAUAUCUCAAUCGCGCUUUGGAGUCGGAUAUGGCGCCGGUUGUCGUCAUGGCCACAAAUCGCGGCAUCACACGCAUACGCGGCACAAAUUAUCGCAGUCCACAUGGCAUACCAAUCGAUUUAUUGGAUCGUAUGAUUAUCAUACGCACAGUGCCAUAUUCAGAGAAGGAAAUUAAAGAAAUAUUAAAAAUACGUUGCGAAGAGGAGGAUUGUCUAAUGCAUCCAGACGCAUUGACCAUUUUAACACGCAUUGCAACAGACACCAGCCUACGUUAUGCUAUACAAUUGAUUACCACAGCGAAUUUAGUGUGCCGACGACGCAAAGCGACGGAAGUAACCACAGAAGAUGUGAAGAAAGUGUAUUCACUAUUCUUGGAUGAGAAUCGUUCCAGUCAGAUAUUGAAGGAAUAUCAGGAUGAAUAUAUGUUUAAUGAAAUACAGGAGGUCAACGAGUGUGAAGUAGUAACAAAACGUGAAGAACCUGGCGCUGGUGACGAGGAGGCAAUGGAGCACUAAAUGCGUCUACUUUGUGGGGGCACAAACGGGAGGACAAGUUCAAUUCAGUUUAGUUGCAUACACACACACACACCUACAUUCGUAACAUAAUUUGCACUUUAAUUGAAACGGAAACCAUGUUAUUUUUAACGCUUUAAUAAUAAAAAAUAUAUAUAUACCUACGUAUUAUAA